Messenger RNA from Racocetra persica, 468 nucleotides. The record is from the annotation of a GenBank genome assembly. Lineage: Eukaryota; Fungi; Glomeromycota; Glomeromycetes; Diversisporales; Gigasporaceae.
CUCCUAACCACAAAUUGGAUCAGUGAAAUUCAUAGGUUUACACCAACAAUACCUUGUGUGUUAUACCAUGGUACACCUGAACAAAGGGCACAUAUUAGAAGCAGGAAGUUAAAAAAGUUAGAUCACACUUUUCCAAUUGUGGUUACGAGCUAUGAAAUUGCGAUGAAUGAUCGCAAGUACCUUCAGAAAUUCGCCUGGAAAUAUAUUGUUGUCGAUGAAGGACAUAGAAUUAAGAAUUUAAAUUGUAAACUUAUCCGAGAACUUAAGACUUAUCAAUCCGCGAAUCGUUUACUUCUAACGGGAACACCACUACAAAACAAUCUCGCAGAGUUAUGGAGCCUUUUAAAUUUUCUUCUACCCGAUAUAUUUGAUGAUUUAGAUAGUUUUCAAGACUGGUUUGACUUUUCUGCUCUUCAUGAGCAAGAUGGGGAAACUCAGAUUCUAGCAAGAGAACAGUCAAACGAAGUC